Molecule: messenger RNA, 381 nt
Organism: Mastomys coucha (southern multimammate mouse)
Lineage: Eukaryota; Metazoa; Chordata; Mammalia; Rodentia; Muridae
Product: tubulin beta chain-like
Exons: 2
Coding region: 61-381 (106 amino acids)
Biological process (GO): microtubule cytoskeleton organization; mitotic cell cycle
Cellular component (GO): microtubule; cytoplasm
Molecular function (GO): structural constituent of cytoskeleton; GTP binding; GTPase activity
Source: RefSeq, a predicted model, not a curated record
CUGACCAGCAGGGGCAGCCAGCAGUACCGAGCCCUGACGGUGCCCGAGCUCACCCAGCAGAUGUUCAACUCCAAGAACAUGAUGGCUGCCUGCGACCCGCGCCAUGGCCGCUACCUGACCGGGGCCGCCAUUUUCCGUGGCCGCAUGUCCAUGAAGGAGGUGGAUGAGCAGAUGCUCAAUGUGCAGAACAAGAACAGCAGCUACUUCGUGGAAUGGAUCCCCAACAAUGUGAAGACGGCCGUGUGUGACAUCCCUCCUCGUGGCCUCAAGAUGUCGGCCACCUUCAUUGGCAACAGCACUGCCAUCCAGGAGCUGUUCAAGCGCAUCUCGGAGCAGUUCACUGACAAUAAGCCUAAUCUGACAAGGGAUCUACCCCCAUGA